Rubroshorea leprosula is the source of this 632-nucleotide messenger RNA. The record is from the annotation of a GenBank genome assembly. NCBI's taxonomy places the organism in Eukaryota, Viridiplantae, Streptophyta, Magnoliopsida, Malvales, Dipterocarpaceae.
UCUUAUCUUCCUUCUUAUUCUUCUUCUUCUUCUUCUUCUUCUUCUUCUUCUUCUUCUUCUUUUUCUUCUCCUCCGGCUAUUGCCUCCUCUUUUUCUUCCAUUCAAUGCUGUUGGAUUAACUGUUUAUAUAUGUUUAUAAUUACAUUAUUGAUAUAAUUUUAGGUUGAUAUUUUCAAUCUCCUCCCUUUUAAUUUUUUCUUUCAUUAUUUCUCCCUAUUUGAUUAAAUAUUAAUCUAUGUUAUCUUAUUUGUUUUCCAGGAAACAUUAGGAGAUAAUCAAUGGGGAAAUGGUGUUUUGCAAAUCUUCAUCUAUUGAGGGUUGAUUAUCAACGUGAUUCUCGUCAAUAACUAGGAAAACAGAAAUCAAAAAUCGCGCCUGAAAAAAUUGGCGCCUAAAAUUUUGGAGAUGAUUUCAACCUGCAGCAAAGAUCUUCGUAGUCAGAUGUGGUUCUUGUCGGGCUCGAGGCUCCUCUAUUGUGCAGACGUUAUCCUUGUCGGUAAUUUACCGACGUGGGAACCAGAGAUGUUUUCCGGUUAACUGUUCCGGCUCCCUAUUUGCAAGAUGUUUUUUGUCGGUAAUUAUGAGUGCAUUUACCGACAUGAUUUUCAUCUACGUCGGUGAUUGAAUUACUG